Molecule: messenger RNA, 1173 nt
Organism: Ipomoea triloba (trilobed morning glory)
Lineage: Eukaryota; Viridiplantae; Streptophyta; Magnoliopsida; Solanales; Convolvulaceae
Exons: 2
Coding region: 1-1173 (390 amino acids)
Molecular function (GO): zinc ion binding; nucleic acid binding
Source: RefSeq, a predicted model, not a curated record
AUGCCUCCAAGACGCAACAUGCCUACCAGUAGCAACGAGAACGUCUCUGCAAUUGAUCGUAUGGCCCAAGCGAUGGAGCGAAUGGCUGAGUUCAUGAUGGCUCAGCAAACCCAGAACCGGAACCAAGGACAACCACGAGUCGAUUAUGCGAAGGCGAUAGCAAGCCGACAACCACCACACUAUGCGGGAGAAAAAGAUCCGGUUAUUUUAGAGGAGUGGAUCCGGACGUUUGACAAACUGCUCAACGCAGUGGAUUGCCCUGCAAAUCAACGAGUACCUUCCGCGGUCUAUUAUUUAACGAAAGCUGCAGACAACUGGUGGACAUCAGAAGGACCUGAUAUUCUACAAGACCCAGAGUUUGGUUGGGAAGAAUUCAAGGAGGAACUGAGGGGACAGUUCUACACCGAGCGUAUUAGAGGGAUUAAAUGCGAGGAAUUUCUACGGCUAAAACAGAAGGGAGCAACAAUCGAAGAAUAUCAUGACCAGUACGUGGAACUAAUGCGUUUCGCUCAGGAGAUUGUACCUAAUGAAGCAAGUAAGGCACGAAGGUUUGUUCGAGGAUUGGACUGGGAUGUAAGGAGGGCGAUUGCGCCAUUCAUGUGCUCUACCUUGAAGGAGGCGUACGAUAGAGCCUCGGACCAUUACCAGGUGUACCUAGAUCAACAAGAAGUUUAUGGCCGAAAUAAAAGAAAGGCCGAUGACAAGUCACAGAAAUCCGCACUGGGAAACAAGAGAGUGAACCAAGGUGGCUCCAACCUAAUAUCAGGAAGAGGAAGGGAAAGAAUUAACGAAGGAAACCGUUUUACUUGUUCAAGAUGUGGAAGGAAUCAUCCAGGAGUGAAUUGCCAAGGAGUGAGGAUUAAGUGCUUCACAUGCGGUCUUUCUGGGCACAAGUCCUUUGAGUGCCAGAGUCGGGUAGACAGUCCUCAAAAACUCCUACAGAACGUGAACCAAGGGAGAAGAUUUAAUGGGAAUACUGGUCAGAGACCCGCAGAGAUAGGAAACAGAAUGGCCAACUCUCAGUCAACAAAUCCGGGAGGACCAACAAACGUCGCAUCUGGUUCCAACCACAAAGGGAAGCAAGUGAUGGGAGAAAGUAGCACGGGAAACCAAGGCAGAAUUUACGUCGUCAAUAGCACUCAGGCCCAGGCUAACGACGCCGUAACUGACUGA